GAACCAAUUGUUUUCAGAAGUCUCAUGUCUCACGGGGCCAAAUGCAUUUGUCAAAUUUGCACAUGCGGGCGUCACAAGUGUCCACACGAUAGGAACGCAAGUAGUUUUCAAUUAGGAGAUGGAAAGACUGGCUUGAGUCAGGAAAAAUCAAUUACUCAGACUUCCUUCGAAUCAUCAAGCUAUCAUCAAAAAUCACAACGCACAACACCAACACGUCAUUACUCAACAAUCUCAUCCUUAUUCACAGAGGAAAAUAACACCGGAACUGGUGGAACUCAAACAAGAAAUAUAAAAUCAUCAGAGUAUCGAGCAAAGACACAAAAUGGAGAGCAAAGUGUGGCAGAGACAAGGUCAACACAGAGAGAAACUGUUCAACUACCACCAAUAUUGAAAGCCGACAAUGGUCGAGCAACAUCUCAGUCUGGAAGAGAACGAAAUAGUCGGAGUUCGAUUCAACAAGCUUUACGGCAGCACAGCGAAGAACGUGCAAACUCUGCAGAAUCGAAACGGCAAUCGACUUUAACGGGUGCAAAGAAAACUGUGAGCAUUAACGAACAAAUUACUGGAUAUCAAAAAACACAUCGAAAUUCAAGUCAAGUAUUCGAAGCGAGGAGGCUUCAUCAGAUAGCCGAGUUGAAAGAUAACAGUAACAGUGGCACAUCAAUUGAUAAUGCAAAAGUGCAAACGCGUGCCGAGAAAAAUGGAACAAACAACCAACAACACAAAUUAAUCGAAGUGAAUGUCAAUCGAAACUACUCCCCCAGGAAUAACAGUCAAAUUAACGAACUGUUUAAAGAAUCUGGAGCAGAUCGAGCAACAUCGUCAAAGAAUACAAGCAAUAAAACUCCGCAGGACAAUAUUAAUUCACCAAAGUAUUCAAAAAAACAAGCAGUCAAGGCGCACGACAGACACAGCGCCACUCACAGAGAAAUACAUGGGAAACAAAAUAUGGCACAUACAACUCAAAACCAAGAAGACUUUAUUUAUCGGAAAGCUGAACAUACCCAGAUUAGACAUCCUUCGGAUCAUCACAUAUUGUAUUCCCAGCAAUCAAGAACAUCCACCAACAAAACUGAUCAACAAAGUAAAACUCAGAAUCAAGAAGAUUACACUCAUAUCAGUGGAGAGCGGUAUGCCAAGAAGGUUCCAUCUGACAAUAAGAUCCUGCAAGGAGCUGGUCAACAGUUCGAAGCAAGAACUCAGAAUCAAGAAGACUUCACUCACAUCAGUGGAGAGAGGUAUGCCCAGAAGGUUCCAUCUGACAAUAAGAUUCUGCAAGGGGAUGGUCAACAUUUCGAAGCAAAGACACAGAACCAAGAAGACUUCACUCACAUCAGUGGAGAACGGUAUGCCAAGAAGGUUCCAUCUGACAAUAAGAUCCUGCAAGGAGAUGGUCAACAGUUCGAAGCAAGAACUCAGAAUCAAGAAGACUUCACUCACAUCAGUGGAGAACGGUAUGCCAAGAAGGUUCCAUCUGACAAUAAGAUCCUGCAAGGAGAUGGUCAACAGUUCGAAGCAAGAACUCAGAAUCAAGAAGACUUCACUCACAUCAGUGGAGAACGGUAUGCCAAGAAGGUUCCAUCUGACAAUAAGAUCCUGCAAGGAGAUGGUCAACAGUUCGAAGCAAGAACUCAGAAUCAAGAAGACUUCACUCACAUCAGUGGAGAACGGUAUGCCAAGAAGGUUCCAUCUGACAAUAAGAUCCUGCAAGGGGAUGGUCAACAUUUCGAAGCAAAGACACAGAAUCAAGAAGACUUCACUCACAUCAGUGGAGAACGGUAUGCCAAGAAGGUUCCAUCUGACAAUAAGAUCCUGCAAGGAGAUGGUCAACAUUUCGAAGCAAGAACUCAGAAUCAAGAAGACUUCACUCACAUCAGUGGAGAACGGUAUGCCAAGAAGGUUCCAUCUGACAAUAAGAUUCUGCAAGGGGAUGGUCAACAUUUCGAAGCAAGAACUCAGAAUCAAGAAGACUUCACUCACAUCAGUGGAGAACGGUAUGCCAAGAAGGUUCCAUCUGACAAUAAGAUCCUGCAAGGAGAUGGUCAACAGUUCGAAGCAAGAACUCAGAAUCAAGAAGACUUCACUCACAUCAGUGGAGAACGGUAUGCCAAGAAGGUUCCAUCUGACAAUAAGAUCCUGCAAGGAGAUGGUCAACAGUUCGAAGCAAGAACUCAGAAUCAAGAAGACUUCACUCACAUCAGUGGAGAACGGUAUGCCAAGAAGGUUCCAUCUGACAAUAAGAUUCUGCAAGGGGAUGGUCAACAUUUCGAAGCAAGAACUCAGAAUCAAGAAGACUUCACUCACAUCAGUGGAGAACGGUAUGCCAAGAAGGUUCCAUCUGACAAUAAGAUCCUGCAAGGAGAUGGUCAACAGUUCGAAGCAAGAACUCAGAAUCAAGAAGACUUCACUCACAUCAGUGGAGAACGGUAUGCCAAGAAGGUUCCAUCUGACAAUAAGAUCCUGCAAGGAGAUGGUCAACAGUUCGAAGCAAGAACUCAGAACCAAGAAGACUUCACUCACAUCAGUGGAGAACGGUAUGCCAAGAAGGUUCCAUCUGACAAUAAGAUCCUGCAAGGAGAUGGUCAACAGUUCGAAGCAAGAACUCAGAAUCAAGAAGACUUCACUCACAUCAGUGGAGAACGGUAUGCCAAGAAGGUUCCAUCUGACAAUAAGAUCCUGCAAGGAGAUGGUCAACAGUUCGAAGCAAGAACUCAGAAUCAAGAAGACUUCACUCACAUCAGUGGAGAACGGUAUGCCAAGAAGGUUCCAUCUGACAAUAAGAUCCUGCAAGGAGAUGGUCAACAGUUCGAAGCAAGAACUCAGAAUCAAGAAGACUUCACUCACAUCAGUGGAGAACGGUAUGCCAAGAAGGUUCCAUCUGACAAUAAGAUCCUGCAAGGAGAUGGUCAACAGUUCGAAGCAAGAACUCAGAAUCAAGAAGACUUCACUCACAUCAGUGGAGAACGGUAUGCCAAGAAGGUUCCAUCUGACAACAAGAUCCUGCAAGGAGAUGGUCAACAUUUCGAAGCAAAGACACAGAACCAAGAAGACUUCACUCACAUCAGUGGAGAGAGGUAUGCCAAGAAGGUUCCAUCUGACAAUAAGAUCCUGCAAGGAGAUGGUCAACAUUUCGAAGCAAAGACACAGAACCAAGAAGACUUUAUACAUAGAAGAAACGAGAGAGUGAUUAGAUCAGUUCCUAUUCAACACAAAAUUUUAUCAUCGGAGGGCCGUAAAUUUGAUGCCAAAACUGUGCACCAAGAAGAGUUUGUUGAUUUGACAAGUGAUAUCGUGGCACAGAGCGGAAUAAUCUUGAAAGCAAAACGAGACAGCAGCUCAGUUGCUCAAAGUCGAUCACAUAUCUAUGAGACUUCCAAUUUUAUGGAAGAAUCCGAAUCCGGUUUCGAGGGAUACAGCAUUUCUUCCGGUUCAAGACUGACAACAUCUCAUCACGCAGGGUACCUGACUCAAAACGCUGGUAGUAGCUACGACAUUGAUUACCAAUACCGUCCAGUUCCAUGUAUUGCUGGUGAACUCCUAGAAUCUGUCAAGCGAAAUCAUGCAAAUACCGAACAUUACAAUUACAAUGCUUGUGACAGUGGUCACCACUUCUACAAGGAAAAGGCAAUACUGGAAGAGGAAGAGACGCAAGAAUCCGAGAGUUCUGUUAUCAAAAAAUAAAUCAAAGUAUGCAUGUAUUAUGCUUGUGUUUUUUAUUUAAAAUUUGUAUAGUUUUUCUUUCAAUUGUUUGUAAUAAACUUAUAUGAAAAAAUUGUCAGUUGUAAUUUUCACAUAAUAUUUCUACUGCAAGAUUCAGUCUUGUUGAUUAUCACUUGUCUCGACGUUUUCUAUUUUUAUCUAUUUUUAUUUGUGGUUCUUUUACUCAGCAACACUCUAACAUCCUGCUGCCCUCAAAAUGUGCAGUUAUAUCACCUUUUUUAUCUCUCACCUAAUCGCGUGUAUUUUGGGAUAUUAAAGAUGCAAUUUUUUUUCAGGAAUUGUUUUUUUCACCGACACACUGCUAGAACAAAAAUAAAUAAAACACGUUUUCUUAUG
Messenger RNA from Caenorhabditis elegans, 4056 nucleotides. RefSeq names its product NLPC_P60 domain-containing protein (gene H03A11.2). The transcript is spliced from 8 exons. Lineage: Eukaryota; Metazoa; Nematoda; Chromadorea; Rhabditida; Rhabditidae. The record is from RefSeq and is marked reviewed. Gene Ontology annotation, molecular function: microtubule binding. Bases 25 to 3681 code for a protein of 1218 amino acids.